AGGAUGGACCCAGCUCGGCGCUCACCCGGGCUUCCCCGGGCUGGAGAGCGCGUCUGAGUGCGGGGCCGCCCCGCUGGGCAUGGAGAGCCGCGUACCGGGCGGCUGCGGCAGCCGUGGAGAGGAUGCUCCGGGGAGCCGAGCACUCCAACAGAGUGAAUGACAUGCACGGCGUGGGGUGUCCUUUCUGAAGGGAGGAACCUUUCUUUUGGAGAGGAUCCUCGAUGAGCCUGGCCAAGGCCUGGGGUCUGUGUGAAGAGGACUAAGGAUUAAGUAGGAUGUCAACUGAGACAGAACUUCAAGUAGCUGUGAAAACCAGCGCCAAGAAAGACUCCAGGAAGAAAGGUCAGGAUCGCAGUGAAGCCAGUUUGAUAAAGAGAUUUAAAGGUGAAGGGGUCCGGUACAAGGCCAAACUGAUUGGGAUUGAUGAAGUUUCUGCAGCUCGGGGAGACAAGUUAUGUCAAGAUUCCAUGAUGAAGCUCAAGGGUGUUGUUGCUGGUGCCCGCUCCAAAGGAGAACACAAACAGAAAAUCUUUUUAACCAUCUCCUUUGGAGGAAUCAAAAUCUUUGAUGAGAAGACGGGGGCCCUUCAGCAUCACCAUGCUGUUCAUGAAAUUUCCUACAUUGCGAAGGACAUCACAGAUCACCGGGCUUUUGGAUAUGUUUGUGGGAAGGAAGGGAAUCACAGAUUCGUGGCCAUCAAAACAGCCCAGGCAGCUGAACCUGUUAUUCUGGACUUGAGAGAUCUCUUCCAACUCAUUUACGAACUGAAGCAAAGAGAAGAACUGGAAAAAAAGGCACAAAAGGAUAAGCAGUGUGAGCAAGCUGUGUACCAGACAAUUUUGGAAGAGGAUGUUGAAGAUCCUGUCUACCAGUACAUUGUGUUUGAGGCUGGACAUGAGCCAAUCCGUGAUCCUGAAACAGAAGAAAACAUUUACCAGGUUCCCACCAGCCAAAAGAAGGAAGGUGUUUAUGAUGUGCCAAAAAGUCAACCUAACAGCCAGCCAUUGGAGGAUUUUGAAGAGCGUUUUGCCGCAGCCAUGCCGAACAGAGACCCGUCAGUGGACUUUGAUGAGCUCCUUGAGGCAACCAAGGCUGUGACCCAAUUAGAACUUUUUGGAGACAUGUCCACCCCUCCCGAUAUAGCCUCUCCCCCUACUCCUGCAACCCCAGGUGAUGCCUUUCUCCCGUCGUCAUCCCAGACGCUUCCGGGGAGUGCAGAUGUGUUUGGCUCUGUGUCUUUUGGCACUGCUGCUGUACCCUCAGGUUAUGUCGCUAUGGGCGCCGUCCUCCCAUCCUUCUGGGGCCAGCAGCCCCUUGUUCAACAGCAGAUUGCCAUGGGUGCUCAGCCGCCCGUCGCUCAGGUGAUGCCAGGAGCUCAGCCCAUCGCAUGGGGCCAGCCAGGUCUCUUUCCUGCCACCCAGCAACCCUGGCCAACUGUGGCCGGGCAGUUCCCGCCAGCCGCCUUCAUGCCCACACAAACUGUUAUGCCUUUACCAGCUGCCAUGUUCCAAGGUCCCCUCACCCCCCUUGCAACUGUCCCAGGCACGAAUGACUCUGCCAGGUCAAGUCCACAGAGUGACAAACCCAGGCAGAAAAUGGGGAAGGAAAUGUUUAAGGAUUUCCAGAUGGCUCAGCCUCCGCCUGUGCCCUCCCGCAAGCCUGACCAGCCCUCCCUGACCUGUACCUCAGAGGCCUUCUCCAGUUACUUCAACAAAGUCGGGGUGGCGCAGGAUACAGAUGACUGUGAUGACUUUGACAUCUCCCAAUUGAAUUUGACCCCUGUGACUUCUACCACACCGUCCACCAACUCACCUCCAACCCCAGCCCCUAGGCAGAGCUCUCCAUCCAAAUCAUCAGCAUCCCAUGCCAGUGAUCCGACCACAGAUGACAUCUUCGAAGAAGGCUUUGAAAGUCCCAGCAAGAGUGAAGAACACGAGGCUCCUGAUGGAUCACAGGCCUCCUCCACCAGUGAUCCAUUUGGGGAGCCCAGUGGUGAGCCCAGUGGUGAUAAUAUAAGUCCACAAGACGGUAGCUAGAUAGCGCAGGUCUGGGAGCCAGAGCCUCUCUAUGCGCAGAUCAACAGACCUAAGAAAUAGCAUCAAUGAGAGCUCAUGGUGGGUGCUUCAAGACUGGCAUGGGAAUCAGCAGUGCAACAGGCUCUCUUGUACUCUCAGCUCACCUCAUCCCACAGAGAAACUCACAGUCGCCCAGUGAAACUGUCCGAAGAGGGAACAAAGUGUUUUUUGGCAACCAAUGGCAGAUACCUAUGGCAGCACAAACAAACAAACAAAAAAAAAACCUAAAACACAACAACAUCCCACAAAAAUAUAUUUAAGAAAACAGAAUCCAACAUUAAUCACCAGUCAAGCCAAUGCUUAACCAACAAAUCCGUUGAUCCUCUCGGCUGGGUCUAAGAUAUUCCUGGAUUUGAAACCAUUCUUGUGCUUUCAUUUCGCUCCCAGUUGACCAUUGUCAAGACCGUGGACUUGGAGUGGCAGGCAUCAGAGAAUUGGAACGAGGUUGGCACUAACUGAUUUUAGGCCAAAGCAAGGGAUCCUUUGUGACCACAGUGUCAUCGCCCACAUGCCCUCUGGCUGUGGCGAUGUGUGUGGCACCUCGCCACAGGGCCUGGUCUGCCAUCCUGUUUCCCUUGUCUUCUCUUUGUCACUUGUGAGAAUUAAUGAGUGUACAAAUUUUUGUAUUGCUUUUGACUUUUUUUUUAGAAAUGGGUGAAGUCUAAAUGGGGGAGGGGAAAAGCCUCUUAUGACGUUAACUUGAGAUCACAAGACAAAUAAGUGAUUGGUUAUUCAUUAUGAUCAAGAAUGUUGCCAAAACAACUCUUUAGUUAUCCUGCAUCCUGGUGAAGAAAGACAGCUUUUGGACAGACCUUCAUUCUGGGGUUAGUAAAGAACAUCAAAUCUCAUUGAUAAGAAAGGUGGAAAAUGCAUCCAGUUUCCUCAGAAGCUCUGAACUCUUGAGUACAAUAAAAUAAUGUCUUUAUUUUCUGAUACUUCGCUGCUGUGAUACUAUGCAGACAAGUGUCUUCUCCAUGCGCCAUUUUCAAAGAAAAGUCAUUUGCCAAAUAAUUCUGGUACAAUUCUAGUAAUGUGGUUUUGAAUCUUAGGAACCAACUUUCUAAUGGUAACAUAAAUAUUCAAUAUAACAAACUGAUUCUGUGGUCAAAUGGUUCAUCUCUAUCUCUUUUUAUACACCAGAAAAUUCAAAUGGGAUUUUUUUUUUCUAACUUGAAAAGGAAAACUUUACCAUUAAACUCUUUAACUAUUUAAGGGAAAUGGCUUUAAGGAGUUCUAAUGAAAAAAAAAUUGUCAAUUUUUUUUUGUAAAUAUGUCAAUGAAGAUGCUUUUUAAUAAUGCCAUUACACUGUAGAGAAGAUAGCAGAUGGAGUGUAAGGUGCAAGGAACAUGACGGAUGGGGUUCACGUUCCAGAUGUUUUUCUGGGACAACUGGUAGGAAGCUAGAGUUCGGAAACAGGCAGGAGUCCUGGGCCAAUCAGCAGCUCGUAAACAGGAGGAGGUGGUGCUUUGUAGCCAGCUUUUCCAUAGGCCAAUGGAAGAGAAAGGACAUGUUUGGAAGGUUUGGCCUUCAGAUUUGGGAAAUCGCUCACCUCUCCUCUCCCACUUACUCUCCCAUCAGUCACUGGACUGAUUGUACAUGAAAUAAAAGGAUUUUACUUCCUGAUUUUACACACAUGGGGCAAAGGUCUAGUGUUCAGUUCGUAUGUUUAGCACACAACUUUCAUAAAGAAUCUAUAUAUUUUUACCCUAUAGAGAAUUGUUAUACAGGUCAAGUGUGUUUUCCUGGCGCUCCUAUGCAGUUACAUGUUGGAUGUAAUGGUUUAACAUGAAAGGAAACCCUCAAGAGAGGCGUAAUAGGAUCUGGAAGUAAUUACUCUUAUUAAAUUUCAAAUUUUGAGAAGUCAAAUUUACCUUGAAAUGAUUGAUUGAAAUUGGCUUCGGCUUCUUAUCAAUAGGAACUAAAUGAUUUUAAAGAUGAUUUUAAAGUGACUCCACACAAAACUCACACUACAAUGUCAAACUGAUUACUUUUUAGACUUUACCCUGGAAUACAAUUUUCCCAAACAGAUAAGUGAACCGUGUAUCCAUUAGAAAAUACGUGUAGAUGCUACCCUACUGUGGAAGGUCCUAAGAACUAGAGAAACAAGAAGGGCUGUCCGCUGCCCUCUGAAGCCGCUACCUGUCAGUACAGGAUUCCUUCCGAAUCAUCUGUCCAUGCUGUGAUGAGGUGACCCUCUUGUGCAAAGGAGAAAUGGGAAGGUAUUAUGGCUGCGAUUUUUCCUGAAAGCAGCCCUGUUUCUCUGAAGCUUUGGUAAGAUAGGUGGCUGCUGCAGGAGUCAGCUUCGGCGGCUGCGGUGUCAUGGUACCGAGGUUCUAUGAGUGGUGCUGUCCUCUCCGUCACUGUGACCGAGUCUGCCCAUCAGUGUCAUACCCCCCAUCUCAUAGAAACUCCCAUCCUUAGGGUUACUAUGACAGGAAGUAAACUCUGGCUCACAUUGCUGUUUCAGGGGUCCCAUCUGCCAUCCGUUCUGUCACCAGGUGGUGACAGCCCCGCUUAUCGUCAUCUUUCAUUGAGCAUGAUGGAAAUGUAACUGGCUCUGAACUUAAGGAAGAUGCCCAGAUGACCCAUUAAAAUGAGGGAGAUAAAGUCAAGAUUUUAAACUGACAUCUAUAUUUUCAUUGGCAGAAUAGUGGGUUUUUGCUUUUGUUUUUGUUUUCCCAAACACCAGUUGGUACCCCUAUCCCAGGAAUAUAGUGACAUGUCCAAACAGGAGCUGAGGUACCAAUACCCAAAGAGCAUGGGGGAUCUGCACAGUUCUUGUUAGAUCAAUAGAAAGAUUCAUGUGUACAACCCUUACUUCCUCAUCUUCUAUUAGCACUAAAUUCGUCACUUUAAAUUUUGAAACCAGGGAAAUGCCACCUGUCGCUCUGUCUCAUUCCCCAUAGCUCUGCAAUCUUUACAUACCACAAGACUUUUUUGAUAACUCAUAUUCAUUCCAGCGUCUACGGAAACCCCAUCGUAUAAUGUAGUGAGCACCUUCUUUUAAGAAAAUGUUUACUCCGUGGGUUUGGUUCCUUUCAACUUCUGCGUUCUGACACAUAUUUUUUUAAUAAAGAUGAGAAAGAGAAAAUGACUGUUGCAGUACGUUUCUAGACCUACUUUACCUCAGAGGACAGUUUGCUAACAUAUAUGGACACAUUAUUUUUAACUUUAUGUACAAUGCAUUCAACAGAACAGCAAACUUUUUAGAAAUUUUCCAUUAAUUUCUGUAACACGCCAUGUAAAACGGUUACAAAUAAACAUGUUUGAGAACAAA
Molecule: messenger RNA, 5353 nt
Organism: Psammomys obesus (fat sand rat)
Lineage: Eukaryota; Metazoa; Chordata; Mammalia; Rodentia; Muridae
Gene: Dab1
Product: DAB adaptor protein 1
Exons: 17
Coding region: 276-2036 (586 amino acids)
Biological process (GO): ventral spinal cord development; lateral motor column neuron migration
Source: RefSeq, a predicted model, not a curated record